UAAAAUCCAUAUACCCCUUGUCCUUCUUUCCUCUCUUACCGUUAAAAGCUAUCCAUUUCGCCACAUCUCUCUUUCCAUUUCCUUCUUAUUAACUCUAUCCAUUUCGCUUUCUGUGUAAACUCCACUUUUCCUUUUCCUUUUCCCUUUCCUUUCCUUUAGAUUCUUUGCUUUUGAGAUCUGUGUUCUCUCUCUCUCUCUGUCUUUGUUUUUGUCAUUCGUUUGUUGCCUAUCGACAAAAGAAGAUGAAGAAAAAGUCUUGAAGAUGUUGCAUAGAUUUGGUUUUUUCCUGGUAAGAAUCAAAGAUAAAAUCUGGGGUUUUCGUAUAGUGAGUAAAUGCUUGACUUAUUUCUGCUGAUUCACGUUCGAUCCCAAAUUUGGCUGCGCAAAAGGAAAAAAAGGAAAAACAACAAAACCCCUAUUCUUCUUCUUCUUCUUCUUUGAUUUUGCAACUAAUAGUAACUAUAGAAAGAAAGUCAUAAUUUUUCCUUUUCUUUUCCAGUCCAAAUACUAUAAGAUUAAAAACCCAUCAUAAAUUUUCAAUUUUCUUUGCCUUUUUGAUAAUCUUCUUUUGAGCUGAGUUGGUUUGUGAUUAACUGUGGUGAUUGUGAAAAGGGUAACCCAAAAAAACAAAAUCAGAUUUUACUUAGUUGAACUAAACAUAUUAUAAAAGUGGCGAAGAUGAGUUUAAGUGCAGCUGAGGAUGAUUCAGGGUCAGAGAUUCAUAUCCCAGCAGAUAUAGAUUGGCACAUGCUUGAUAAAUCCAAGUUCUUUUUUCUUGGUGCCGCUUUAUUUUCAGGUGUAUCAGCUGCUCUUUACCCUGUAGUUGUCUUGAAAACUAGGCAACAAGUCUCAUCUACUCAAGUUUCUUGCUUUAAAAUGUCAUUCUCCAUCAUGAGAUAUGAAGGACUGAGAGGAUUCUACAGGGGUUUUGGUACCUCUUUGAUGGGGACAAUCCCAGCUAGGGCACUUUACAUGGGAGCCCUUGAGGUUACCAAGAGCAGUGUUGGCACUGCAACUGUUAGUUUAGGAUUUUCGGAUACUACAGCUACUGCUUUAGCUAAUGCAGCUGCUGGGUUGAGCUCAGCUAUGGCUGCGCAACUGGUUUGGACCCCAAUUGAUGUUGUAAGCCAGAGACUAAUGGUUCAAGGAUAUAAUGACAGUAACAGUAGCAAAAAUGUAAAUCUCAAUGUGAAUUUUUGUAGAUAUAGGAAUGGUCUUGAUGCGUUUAGGAAAAUUCUAUAUGCAGAUGGUCCUAAAGGAUUAUACAGGGGAUUUGGGAUCUCGAUUUUGACAUAUGCACCGUCUAAUGCGGUUUGGUGGGCAUCUUACUCUGUUGCACACAAGCUCAUUUGGAGUGGCAUCGGUUGUUCUAUGGGUAAAAAAGAUGAGAGUGGAAGUAUUGUGAUGGGGUCUGGUUUUAGGCCUGAUUCAAAGGCCUUGGUGGCGGUCCAAGGGUUAAGUGCAGCCAUGGCUAGUGGCAUUUCAGCUUUAAUCACUAUGCCACUUGACACCAUCAAGACCAGAUUACAGGUUCUGGAUAGAGAAGAGAAUGGAGUAAGAAAACCAUUGAAUAUACUGCAAACAGUGCGGAAUCUAGUUCAAGAAGGCGGAUUGGCAGCUUGUUACCGAGGAUUGGGACCAAGAUGGGCAUCAAUGGCUCUGUCUGCAACAACCAUGAUAACCACCUAUGAGUUCUUGAAGCGGUUAUCAACUAAGAGCCAAGAGCAAUUGACAUCAUGAAAAAAAAAAGGGAGGCUGAGGGCUUUAACCGGUUUGCUUAGUAACAAGGGUCACCACUUGUAAAUUAUUUUCUUCCUUUGGCUUUCCUAUGAUGAGCAUCACCUGCAUAUUAAUGUAAAACAUGUAUCUAGCAGUUUUUCCUUCUUUUUUUCAUCUGGAUCACGCUGUAAUUAUGUAUCUUUCAUGUUUUCAAUCUAAAUCAUGGUUCAAUCCUUCACUACCCCAA
Molecule: messenger RNA, 1966 nt
Organism: Gossypium arboreum
Lineage: Eukaryota; Viridiplantae; Streptophyta; Magnoliopsida; Malvales; Malvaceae
Exons: 1
Coding region: 679-1740 (353 amino acids)
Biological process (GO): transmembrane transport
Source: RefSeq, a predicted model, not a curated record